This is a messenger RNA of Spirodela intermedia, 2027 nucleotides long. The record is from the annotation of a GenBank genome assembly. Lineage: Eukaryota; Viridiplantae; Streptophyta; Magnoliopsida; Alismatales; Araceae.
AUGACGUCAGCACCUGGUGAACGCGAAUCGGGCAGAAAUAGAGUUCCGCCUGACGAUUCUUACGUAAAUGAUUACAGAUGAUUUAAUUGAUCAAAUUAAAAUCUGUAAAAGCCAGAAGAAUCGUAAUGAAAUGAAGUAUAUCUAGGUAAAUUUAAAAUCAACAAAUUAUCACUAAAUGAAAUGUAAAUUAAGUUGAAAGUAGGAAAACAAAGUUCCAGCGUCGCGAUGGUGAUACAUCGGCGAUGCACUAGAAUCCUGAGCAUUCGGGAGGAUCGUCGUGCAGUGUCCAUGGCCUCGAAGGCUCUCCUUGGACAAGGACGACGUGGGCAAUCUCUAGAUCUCCUUACGAAGUCUAAAGAUCAAUGAAGUGGGUCGUCAAAUCGUCUCCAGCAGCUGUCACCCGGCAGAGCGGAAAAACGGCAACUUUGCGGCUCUCUGGCGGCUGUUACCCGACGAAGAGGAACUGGAUGGAAGUGGGGCAUGUGUCAGGGAGCUUCAUCCUCAGGUCUGCGCAGCAAGAGGAGGCUCUUCAUCACAUCUGGUACGCUCUCAAGAGGAGGUGACUCGUCUCCCGGCGGAUCGUCUUCUUUUCGACGACAACUUGUUCGUCAAUCAAUCAGAGAUGCUUUACUCAAUGAUUCGCGAUCCUUUUAUCGCAAAUCAUUCAACAAUUUUAGUAACAAUGCUCUGCGAAUCGUGUUGACGAGAUUUUCGCCGAUGAUCUAGCAAUUCUGGUUGCUUAAUCCUUCACCGGCGAUCUACAAAAAAGUCGCGAUAAUCAGAUAAAAAAUAUGAGUUUUGGCUCUGGGAGGAUUCGAACCCCCGCCGAUUGCCUGCCCUUUUUGGGGAAGGUGACGUGGGUUUAGUCCCACAUCGGUUGUGCGCCGACGUUUCUAGUGAAUAUAAAGUAAUAUUACAUUCCCGAUCAAGUCUCUUUCUUGCGCGUGUACGACCACUCUUUGUCCCACAGCCGGCUGACCACUAGUGACGUGGAAGGGGAGUGGCGCACACGUGCCCCCAUUGGUUCAAGCCGCUCGAGCCCCUACUUGCGGCUCCUACCCGAUUGCGCUUCCGACCUACUUGCGGGCCCAGCUGGCCAGCGGGUCCCCCUCAUUUUGCUAUAGUUUUAUUUUAAUUUCUUUUCCUUCAUUUAUCUCAAAAGUAAGACUGUAAAAGUCAUAUAAAAUCACAUAAUUAUCCAAAAAUUCACGUUAAUCAACUGAAAACUACUUUUCACACUUUAACACAAAUAUAAGGCUAUUUAUCAUGAGUUAAGGCUAAAACUAUAUUAUUUACUAAUUAUUAACUCAUGAUAAUGAAGACUUAUCAGUUACCCUCUUUUUUAAUCUGAUGCAACCCUUGACUUUUGAUCUUCAUUAUUGUCUUUUUUUCUAUAAGAAAAUAAAAAUAAAAAUUAGAUUUUUUGCUGACUUUAAGAGAAAAAAAUUUGCAUGAUGUAAUACAUACCCAAAACUAAUGCUAAAAUUUAGCAUACCUAAUCGUUUUAUAAUAACUUAAGUAAAUUUUAAAUUUAUUAAACUAAAAAAAAUACUUUUUAAAUUUUUAGAAAUAGCUCUCCAGCAACUAUCACCCGAUGAAGAGGAGCUGGAUGGAGGUGGGGCACGUGUUAAGGAGCUUCAUCCUCAAGUUUGCGUAGCAAGAGGAGGCUCUUCAUCGCAUCUAAUACGCUCUUAAGAGGUGGCGGAUUGUCCUCUUCUCGAUGACGGCUUGUUCUUCGAUCAAUCGGAGAUGAUUUACUCAAUGGAUUUGCGAUCCUUUUAUUGCGAAUCAUUCAACAAUUUUAGUAACCAUGCUCCAUGAAUUGCAUUGACGAGAUUUUUGCCGAUGAUCCAGCGAUUUUGGUGGCUUAAUCCUUCACUGGUGAUCUGUAGGAAAGUCACGAUAAUCAUAUAAAAAUACAAGUUUUGACUUUGGGAGGAAAGUCGCAAUGAGUCUUUUUCUCUCGCGUGUACGACCACUCCUUGCCUCACAACCAGUUGGCCACUAGUGACGUGGAAGGGGAGUGA